This is a messenger RNA of Dissoconium aciculare CBS 342.82, 520 nucleotides long. RefSeq lists its product as uncharacterized. The coding region runs from base 56 to 325 and encodes 89 amino acids. Lineage: Eukaryota; Fungi; Ascomycota; Dothideomycetes; Mycosphaerellales; Dissoconiaceae. The record is from RefSeq and is a predicted model, not a curated record. The transcript has 2 exons.
CUACAGUACAGGCGUGGCAGGGCAGGAAUCUCACUCCCGGAUCGCACUUUGCGUCAUGCAGGAACAUGCACCAAGCUUUCAUGGUGCAGCAAUUUUAGGAGCGUUCCUCGUUUCUUUGUGGGGCAAGGUCCCAACGAACGGCUUUUGGUGCUGCCAUGGGUCCACGGGUGACAGUCUCACUGUGGAAUGUACGCGCAAGAUCUUCCAAACUCUCUCGAAGCCUCAAGAGGCCAUCCUGGAUCACCUGGUCGAUAGACCUCUUGCUCCCGGUCUCGUUCGGCGCAAGCUAUCACGGAUUCUGUGUCGAGAAGAGAAGCUCAAAUGACCUAGAAGAGUUCUUCGAAUCACGACACAGCCAUGCCUGAGACUGCAUCAUCGGGCCAGAGUCUGAUCAUUUGCAGGAACAAACACUGGAAAUACAUUUCCUCUUUCCAUGGACCAUGGCUGCAAUUACCGCUGGAGAUACUCGAGUCAUUGGCCCAUCAGAACUACACCAUGCCAGUGCCCCGAAUGAUAGAUG